This is a messenger RNA of Aedes aegypti (yellow fever mosquito), 1656 nucleotides long. RefSeq names its product kynurenine--oxoglutarate transaminase 3 (gene Kyat). The coding region runs from base 113 to 1546 and encodes 477 amino acids. The record is from RefSeq and is a predicted model, not a curated record. Gene Ontology annotation, biological process: biosynthetic process. Gene Ontology annotation, cellular component: cytoplasm; mitochondrion. Gene Ontology annotation, molecular function: pyridoxal phosphate binding; L-kynurenine:2-oxoglutarate transaminase activity. The transcript is spliced from 4 exons. Lineage: Eukaryota; Metazoa; Arthropoda; Insecta; Diptera; Culicidae.
CGUUAUGUCAUUCCGAUUCGAAACGUCUUUUGAUAAGCGCUUGUCUGUCUGUCUGUCUCAAAUUCAAGCCCUUCCUAUUUGAUUACCUUCAUACAAUUAUACGUCACACCAGAUGAUGUUUCUCCGUAACCACAAUUCGGUCGGUGGUGCGAUAAGAACCGCGGUAGUGCUUCAGGAUCUACAGUUUAUCGUUUCGAAUAAAAGCAGUGCAUUGACCGGUGCAGUAUCCAGUGUCCAUCGUCAGCAAAUAAGAACAAUGUCCUCUACAUCCAACGAAACUAUGCACAAUAAAUUUGACCUUCCGAAGCGCUAUCAAGGAAGCACCAAGAGUGUCUGGGUGGAAUACAUUCAACUAGCCGCCCAGUACAAACCCUUGAAUCUUGGUCAAGGGUUCCCGGAUUACCAUGCGCCCAAAUACGCCCUUGAUGCCUUAGCCGCUGCGGCAAACAGCCCCGAUCCGCUGGCCAAUCAGUACACGAGAGGCUUCGGUCAUCCCCGCUUGGUGCAGGCGUUGAGUAAACUGUACUCCCAGCUGGUCGAUCGCACCAUCAAUCCGAUGACGGAGGUCCUGGUGACGGUCGGUGCCUACGAAGCUCUGUAUGCGACCAUCCAAGGACACGUCGACGAAGGCGAUGAGGUGAUAAUCAUCGAACCAUUUUUCGACUGCUACGAGCCGAUGGUGAAGGCUGCUGGUGGGAUUCCCAGGUUUAUACCGCUGAAGCCGAACAAAACCGGAGGAACCAUCUCAUCUGCCGACUGGGUACUGGACAAUAACGAACUGGAAGCCCUAUUUAACGAGAAGACGAAAAUGAUCAUCAUCAAUACUCCGCACAAUCCUCUGGGGAAGGUAAUGGAUCGGGCCGAGCUGGAAGUGGUGGCCAAUCUGUGCAAGAAGUGGAAUGUUCUCUGCGUCUCGGACGAAGUUUACGAGCAUAUGGUGUUCGAACCGUUCGAACACAUCAGAAUUUGCACUCUACCCGGCAUGUGGGAACGGACAAUCACGAUUGGAUCCGCUGGCAAGACGUUCUCUCUAACCGGUUGGAAAAUUGGAUGGGCGUACGGACCGGAGGCGUUGCUGAAGAACCUCCAAAUGGUUCAUCAGAACUGUGUCUACACGUGCGCCACUCCGAUUCAGGAAGCGAUUGCCGUCGGGUUCGAAACCGAACUGAAGAGGCUCAAGAGUCCCGAGUGCUACUUCAACAGCAUUUCCGGGGAACUGAUGGCUAAGCGGGACUACAUGGCUAGCUUCUUGGCCGAAGUGGGAAUGAAUCCAACCGUUCCGCAGGGAGGUUACUUCAUGGUGGCGGAUUGGUCCUCGCUGGACUCCAAGGUGGACCUAACGCAGGAAACUGACGCUCGGAAGGAUUAUCGGUUCACCAAAUGGAUGACGAAGUCGGUGGGCUUGCAAGGCAUUCCUCCGUCGGCUUUCUACAGCGAGCCAAACAAACAUUUGGGGGAGGAUUUCGUCCGUUACUGUUUCUUCAAAAAGGACGAAAAUUUGCAGAAAGCAGCCGAAAUCCUACGCAAGUGGAAAGGUUCAUCGUAAAUGAUAAAAUCACUUUGUGCCUAGCAUUUGUUUCUCAACAGGGAAGUAAAACUAAGAAGGAUCGUACACAUAUUUGAUUGUAUAAUAAAGAAUUGGUUUUGUUUUAUCAA